AAAAUAAAAAUGCAAAACGAAAACGAAGAAAAUAACGAAAAUAAAUAAAUAUAUAAUUAAAACGAAUAAAAUUUAUAGAAAUAUAAAACAGAUAUUCAAACUAAUUCUAAAAAAUAAAAAAUAAUUGAAGAUUAAAUAGUAAAUUAAUUAGAUACAGAUAGAUUAAAUGAACCUGAAUAUAAUCACAAUGAUUAAAUUUAAAUUCCUAAAAAAAUCAAAGAUAAUAACUAUAUUGAAGUAAAACAAGGAAAUUAAAGAAAGAAAAUUCUUAAAUUUUCAAUAGUAAUAAUUGUAUUAACAAUUUCUUGUAUUUUAAUAGGAUUAUCAAUAGGAGGAGUUUUUAAAACCUAAAAAUAAUUAACAGUAUAAUAGGAUACAUAAAUAAAAUUUCCAAAACAAUAUUAUGAAAACGAAAUAACAAUAAAUAAAGGAUAAGAAAACAAUAUAGUUUAAUUAGUAUAUAUACCUCGAAAUUAAAAAACCUAUACAUAUUCCCUAAAAAACAAAUAAAUAACUACUACAAGUGAUGGAUUGAUUAAAACUACCAAUACUGUUACAAAUCAUACUUUUACAGUUUUAUGCUCUUAAGUUACAGAAAAACAUUUUGAAAUGUAUCUUUAUUUUUAAGAAAGUAAAUUUUAUGAAAAUGAUGUUUUAAUUUCUAAAUUGACCGGCUUUCCUGAAAUCAUAAAUUUAUAAAAAAAAUUAAGAGAUUUAUAAUAAUAACCAACUAAUCCUAAUAAUAAUGCUGGUUCUAAGCCUGAUCCUAAACCUGAUUCUAAUUCUUAAAAUAGUAAUACACCUAAUUCUCCUUUGACUGAUGAGGAAAUUUAACUCUUAAAAUAAAAAGGAAUAACUGUUGAAUAAUUUAAUAGAAGUAAAUACCCAAUUAUUAAGUUUUUAGUAGCAAAAGAUGGUGAUAUUAACAUGUAUUAUCAACCUAUUAAUCUUCGAAAUGAUCUUUCUUUAAUAUAUAUGAAUAUAAUUGACUAAGUAUCCCCUUUUGUAGGAAAAGAAAUCUACGAUGUAGUCAAAUAUGAUAAAAACAAUAGAAAAAGAGUCCUCUAAACACGUUAAAAAGAGCGUUUUUUCCGUAAUUUAAAUGGAGAAGACACUGCAUAAUAAAACGAAAUAAUAAUAAAUAAAAAUAAAAAUUAAAGUACUCUAGUUUAAACUGAAAAAGAUUAAAGUUAAUAAUAAUAGAAAGGAGAUGGAAUACAAAAUGAUUAUAAAUAAAGUAUUACUAUGGAAAAUGGAAGUCUUUUAAGAAGUGUUAUUAAAUCGAAUUUCGAAAUAAAAGAUGAUUCAAAAGAUCAAUCGAAAAUGUUUAGUAAAAUCGAAUAAUUUACAGAAGUAAUAAUCGAAUUUUCAAAUCAAGUUGAUGAAGUUGAUUCUACCUUACUUAAUAAUGUCUAAUCUUAUUUUUCUCGUAUGACUGUACUCAAUAUUGAUAAACAUUAAGCUGAUUUAAUCAAAAAUCCUUAACAUAAAGACAAAUAAGAGUAAAGAAUGCUAAAUACUGGAAAAUCAGAUACUAAUAAUAGUGCUAAUAAACCAAAAUCUAAUACUAGUAAACCAAAACCCGAUGCUAGUAAACCAAAACCUAAUGUUAGUAAACCAAAACCUGAUGCUAGUAGACCAAAACCUGAUCCUAAUAAUGAAAAGCCUGAUUCUAAUAAAGGAAAACCUGAUGAUAAUAAAGGAAAACCAGAUGAUAAUAAAGGAAAACCAGAUGAUAAUAAAGGAAAACCAGAUGAUAAUGAUGAAAAAAAUCCAGAUUCUAAUGAUGAAAAUGGAAAAACUGUUAAAGAAAAUAAACCAAAAACUGAUAAAGGAUUAGUAUAUGAUGAAGAAGAAGAAUAAGAAGCCGAAUUAUAAAAUAAGAACGCAAAAAAAAGUCCUGUACCAAUCGGAGAAGUAAUCGUAAAGCCUAUUUUUAGAUAAACUUUUACCAGUAUAGAAUUUGGAGCGGAUAUAAAAUCUGAAUGUAUAGAGUCAGGAUGGAUAGGAAAUGAUGAUAUAUGUAAAGUGGGUUUAUAUGGAGUUUUUAAUGGUAAUUCAGUAAAAGUCUUUGAAAAAGAAACUAAAUUAAAUAUAUCGAAAUUAUUAAAAUAUUACUAAUACAUAUAAUAUACAGUAAUGAAAAAAUUCGGUGGAAUUGGAAAUACAAUCGAAUUUUAAGUAAAUAGAGUAGUUGAUAAGCUAUAGGCAAUCCUAGAUAAAGCUGAAGAAUUAUUAGAUAUAGAAAAAAAUCCACUAACAAAAGAUAUAAAUAAUGCUAUAAAAAAUGAUUCAUUAGGUAUUAUGUAAUUUAUAGAUUCAUUUGAGAAUUUAGUAAACCAAUAAUUAAAUAGCAUUAAAGACUUAGUAAAUGAUCCUUUAAAUUAAGUAAAAGAACGUGUUUUUAAAUUUUUAAACUAGAAACAAGUUUCUUUUGAAACCCAAAUUUCAUAUCUAUAGAAUUUCUAUGAAGAUAAAUUUAACAAAAUACUCGCUUUUAUAAGCCAAAACCGAAACGAAGGAAUUCCUAAAGAUAUAUUAUAAAAAAUAAAGUCUUUAUUAGAUAUUUACGAGGUUUAUUUAUCUGAAUUAAUAAAAAAACCUAUAACUUAACUUUUAGAUUAAAUUGAAGCUUUUUUAAUGCAAAAAACAAACGAAGUUUAUGGCAAAAUGGCUUAAAUUGAUAAAGAAAUUUCUGGAAAUGCUGAAUAAAUCAUAAAAGAUCAAGCUGAAAAUGCAAAAGCUUCAGCAGAAGAAAUUACCAAAAAAUCAAAAAUUCCAAAUAAAUUAAAAAAAAUGUUUUCGUCUAAUUUUAUUGUUGGAUAAUUAGAGACUCUUCUCAAAUAAGCCGCAUAAAAAAUUAAAUCUCUAGGAAAAGCAGGUGAAGCACUAUUAUCUAAAUCCAAGGAAUUCUUGUAAGAACUCAAAAAUAAAAUACUAAACGAAUUAAAUACCACAAAGGUCAUAGAUAACGCCGAAGAAAUCCCCAAUAGUAUUCUAGUUGUUUUCCAGGAAGCUGACAAUGUAAUUUCUUUCUCCUCAAACCUCAACCAAGGCCUCCCUGAACUCAAGAAGAACCUUGAUAACAUAGUAGAAACUAUAAAAAGGCUUCAAUAAGAAAAACUAGGAAACGUCCUCCUCGAUUUAACAAAAAAUAUAAUUGGCUUUCCUCAAUAAAUGGCUUAAAACCUAAAGAAUUAAGCCAUAAACACAUCGAAAUAAUUAAAAAAGCUAGGCUUAGAUAUAAAGGAUAGUGUAAUUACAUGGAAAGACGAUAUGAUUUAAGUAUCGAAGGAUCUAUAUUAUGAAAUAAAAGACAUUUAUUAAGACCUAAAGAAUUUCUUUAAAAAGCCUGAUUUUCCUGAAAACCAUGCUGACUAUUACUCGACACCUUUAGUAAGUGAAAUAGGUGAUUUUAUACAUGACGUGAAAAAUUUGGUAAACCUAAAAUUUACAAAAGUAACUGAUUUAAUAAGCUAAUUCAAAUAAAUACCAUAAAAAUUCCAUAAUUUCAUUUCUUAAAUAAAAGACCUUGCCAAAAGCACCUUUAAAUAUUUCGAUAGAGUUAAAUUGGCAUUUAAUAAUAUUAAAAUAUAAGGAGAAUUAUUAUGGAAUAGCGUUAAAAAAAAAGCUGAAUAAGUUAAAACUACAUUUAAUAAAGUAACAACUAUUAUAGGAGAUAUAACUAAAAGAAAAUUACAUGAUAAAUAUCGAUUUUAUAAGAAGAUUUAGAAAUUGAUUUGGUGAAACUUUUGAUGACUUAUCGGAAAAUACAGAAGCUUUUGUACAAGAUACAGUUCCUUAGACUGUAAUAUAGGUAGAUGUAGUAAAAGAUGUAGUUGAUGAAGGUAAUGAUUCAUCUAAUGAUUUAUAUAAAUAGAUGAUUAAUUAAUUAGUAGACUAACUAUCUUAUGAAAAAAAACUAGUUUAUCCUGCUUUUAUAUACCCAGUGAGUUACGAAUAUUCCUACAAGACAAAAGUCGGUGUAAUUCUUAAUCUUUUCUUAAAAGUAGAAUGGCAAGUAAUAAUUAAUGUUUAAGUUAGCUUUAAAAAAGCGGUCUUGGAUUUAAACACAGGAGUAAAUACUAAAGUAAAAGUCACAGGUGUUAUCUCUGCAGAUACCGGUAUUGGAACUGUUGGGGGUGUUUGUGAUGGAAUUUUAUUAAAUACUUAGCUUAAUUUAGGCAUUUUUGUCAAGCCUUUGGAAUAAUUUAAAGGUGGUAUAUAUUUAGACGGUUAGUUUACCCCUUAUUAUUUUAGAUUAGGAGCAUUUGUAGGUAAAAUAGUUACUAAAGAGGAGGUUAAAUGUAAAACUUUAGUCGAUAAAGUGAAAGAAAAAAAAAAAGAAAGAGAUUAAAAAAAAGAAUAGGAAAAACUAGAAAGGUUAGAAAAAAACCUUCCUGAAAAAACAAGAAAGGAAAAAGCUAAAGAUUUAUUAAGUAAAGGAGUUAAUGGUGUAAAGAGUUCAGUCAGUAAAGUUUUGAAUGGAAAUAUAAAUAAAGGAGAGAAAGUUGAAGAUGAUGCUUAAAAUGAAGAUUAAGAUGAAAUUUAAGAAGAAAAUUAAGAUAAAAAAAAUGAUGAAAAAAAUAAAGAUGAAAAUAAUGAAAAAAAGAAAGAUGAAAAUAAUGAAGAUAAUGAAGAUAAUGAAGAUAAUGUAGAUGAAAAUAAAAACAAUAAUGAAAAUGAUAAUAUAAAUGAAAAUAAUAAAGAAAAUGAAGAAGAAAAUAAAGGAGAUAAAAUAGAUAAAAACCAAGAUGAAGAAAAUAAUUAAAAAAAGAUGCUUGUGAAAUCGCAUUAUAAGAAUUUCCAGAUAGAAACUAUAUUUAUGGACCUUUUGAAUAUAAAGGAGAAACUUAU
Ichthyophthirius multifiliis is the source of this 4857-nucleotide messenger RNA. RefSeq lists its product as hypothetical. Lineage: Eukaryota; Ciliophora; Oligohymenophorea; Hymenostomatida. The transcript has 6 exons. The record is from RefSeq and is a predicted model, not a curated record. The annotation marks the transcript as partial.